AAUGGCGGACGAUCAACCAAUAGCCAUUCAGCUAAUUGAUGAAGGCGCUGAACUGUCUCCCGGGAAUGGAGGACAAGGAGGAAUAGGAGGACCAGGAUAUGCCAUUCCAAAAGAAAAUAGUCGUAAUGAUGUCGAUUCUGAUAGUAGUUCACAAUCCAGCCCCCAAAGGAACACCAAUAACACCCUAGGGAAAAAGGAGGGUUCCAGCGGAAGAAAAGCUCUAGAGAUAAAAAUAAGAGAAUUAAAUAAGGACAAAGAGGAGAGUAAAAGAUCUAUUAUGAUUUUGGAAGGCCGUUUGAAAGAAGCUGAAGCAUAUAGAGAAAGAAUAUUUAAAAGAGAAGAAGAACGAGAAGAACAGGAAGGUCUAGCAAGUCAAGAGCUAGCAAAAGUUAAACAUUUACUCAUUAAUGCCCAAACUGAGAGAGAUUCAGCUCUUAAAAAGUUGGAUGACGAAAAAGAAAUCUCAGCUACCAGAGGGUUAAAAUUAGAAAAUUUGCAAAAAGUUAUAGAAAACAGUCGAUCAACUAAUCCUCCAGAUGUGAAUGCGCUGCAUGAAGAGAAAGAUUCUUUAGUUAAUGAAAUACUUGAGUUAAAAAAAGAACAUUCUUUUAAGAUUGAACAAUUGCAUAAAACUGUAGAAAAUUUGGAAGAAAAGUUGAAAAAUGAGGAAAAAUCAAAUGCUGAACUUAAGGAUAAACUAGCAACAAGUGUAACUAAUUCCAAUUCUGAAAAGUCAAAAAUAGAAAUUACUAAGAGAGAAUACGAAAAGGAAAUAACCUAUUUAAAAAAAGAAAUAACUGCCUUCAAUAGCGAGAAAAUAAAUAUACAAGCCGAAAAAGAUAGAAUUGAGAAAAAUGCUGAAGACCUUAGUGAAAAAUUUAAUAAGCUUCAGGAAGAAUUAAAUCAUGUAACAGCUCAAUGGAUUCCCAUGAGGGAGGCAAAAUUUAAGAAAUCGAAACAAUUUGAAGUUGAUCUGAAGCAAGAGUUGGCAACUCAAACAGAGAGAAAUGACAAUUUAUGUCAGGAAAUUAUAAAAUUGACAAAACAAUUAGCAUCUGUUGAAAGUAAUUUAGCCGAUAGGAGUAAAACUGUAAAAUUACAGCAACAAAGACUAAAUGAAAUGAAAAAAACUUUACAAAAAGAACUUCGGGUACAACCUUUACCGAUGGACUCAACUCGUAGCUUUCCAACAUUACCACAAAUUCCAGCAACAAUCGAUGUCAAUUUGAGCGACUUUAUACCUCCUAUACCAAAGGAUAACGGUGUCACCUGUAGCAAAUGUGAUCAUUUAAAUUAUGAAUACUUACGCCAUGUUGUUAUAAAGUUUAUGCUGUCUAGAGAGUCCGAAGCUAUCCAUCUUAUUAAAGCUGUUUCUGUCUUACUUCACCUUACAGCGGACGAACAAAAAUUAAUCAAGGACACUCUUGAAUAUAAAAUGUCUUGGUUUGGCAGUCCUCCCUCUCUUCCUAGCAAAGGUCAAAAGGCAAAAGUUGUACCGCGUACUUUUUAG
Dimorphilus gyrociliatus is the source of this 1510-nucleotide messenger RNA. The record is from the annotation of a GenBank genome assembly. NCBI's taxonomy places the organism in Eukaryota, Metazoa, Annelida, Polychaeta, Dinophilidae.